AAGAGAGAAGGAAUGCUGCAGACCGCUGUAGUGACCAAAGAAUUGACCAGCACCACGGAAAUGAUGAUGGGGCGAUUUGAGAGGGACGCCUUUGAUACUUUGCUGGAUCAUGCGCCUGACAAGCUCAAUGUUGUAAAAACGUCUCUCAUCACCUUCGUAAACAAACACCUGAACAAGCUGAACUUGGAGGUUACUGAGCUGGAAUCUCAGUUUGCUGAUGGGGUGUACCUGAUUUUGCUGAUGGGGCUGCUGGAAGACUAUUUUGUCCCUCUCUACAACUUCUUCCUCACCCCUGAAAGCUUUGAGCAGAAGGUCCACAAUGUGGCAUUUGCCUUUGAGCUGAUGCAGGACGGAGGCCUGAAGAAACCCAAAGCAAGACCAGAAGAUGUGGUCAACUUGAACCUUAAAUCUACCCUCAGAGUCCUCUACAACCUGUUCACCAACUACAAAAACUCUGACUGAACCUGGUUGCCUGACAUUACUCUGAACGACGACAUUACUCUGAACACACAACAUCAUCACAGUGUGGACACUGGAGGAGACCGCCUGGGACUCAGAGACAUCAUCAUUAUCUGCCAGCCCGAAAACACGACCCCCAGAGGACCGGACAGAAUAAGGCUCCGAAGGUUCUGCUUCGAUCAUUUCCAAAUGUCGGUAUUUAUUUAUGCCUUCCUCGAAAGUUAUCCGCAACGCAAGAAGCAGCGUGACCUUUAGCUUUGCAUCUGAAUGCAGCCAUCAUGGGAAAAUGAUGACGCUGGAAAAUGUGUGUUUAAGUGAACUAAUUGCCUUCAGUGCCCAAAGUUUUUCAGGUAUUUCCAAAGGUUUCAGAACUAGCCUAAUUAUGCAUUUUUUAAUAAAUGGACAAUAAAUUGAUUUUUUUGUUGUAAAAAUGCUUUUUUGUUGCAAACAAAGCCAGAAGCUGGUUAGGACUGCUUGCUCUACUUUAUCUUUACUUGUAUUUCAUUAGCCAAUGCAAAACAGAACUCCGAGAGUUGCAGUUGGUUGAACACUUGUACUUAUAAAUGUGGUAUAAAAUUACCUGAUUGUAAUAAAUUUCAUUUAAAACUCCUAUUUAAAUAAAAACAGUUCAAACAAGUCAA
Fundulus heteroclitus (mummichog) is the source of this 1100-nucleotide messenger RNA. RefSeq names its product parvin, beta (gene parvb). Gene Ontology annotation, cellular component: focal adhesion; actin cytoskeleton; lamellipodium. Gene Ontology annotation, biological process: actin cytoskeleton organization; lamellipodium assembly; substrate adhesion-dependent cell spreading. Gene Ontology annotation, molecular function: actin binding. Lineage: Eukaryota; Metazoa; Chordata; Actinopteri; Cyprinodontiformes; Fundulidae. The record is from RefSeq and is a predicted model, not a curated record.